AUGGCAUCUUUGUUCCGCAAGUGUCGAGAGGCUGUGAAAACCCUUGCAAAACGCCCUUCUUUGACUAAGGAUCCGAGACAAUUGCAAUUUGAAGCAGAUGUUAACCGCUUGUUCCUUUAUUCCAGUUAUAAUCAAUUGGGGAAAAGUGCGGAUGAAUCAGAUGCUGAAAAGAUUAUUGAAAAAGCCAGUAAUACCUCUUUUGCUGAUCAAGCGAUACAAGUACAAGAAAAUGUUCACUCACAAAUUAAGACGUUUUGUGCAUUCAUGGAUGAUAUUCUUCUUCCAAAUGAACAGACGAUGAAUGAUCCUCUUGGAUUAUCUCAACAAGCAAGUGUUUUGCCUCGCCGAAGUGGACUUAGUUUGGCUGUGGGUAGGAAUGGUUCAUCUCCCGAUAAUUCCGCUGGCCCUCAAACAAGACCAUUAAGCCAAGCCGAAGUUUCUCUGAAGUUAAAAGAUCAACUUGGCUACACACUCAAUAUUAAACCUUCUCAGAUAUCUCACAAGGAUGCAGGUCAGGGUCUUUUCUUAGACGGUGUCGUGAAUGUUGGUUCAGUGGUGGCCUUUUAUCCUGGUGUGGUCUACUCUCCGGCUUAUUAUCGUUAUAUUCCUGGGUAUCCGAAGGUUGGUGCGCAGAACCCAUAUUUGAUUACAAGAUAUGAUGGGAAUGUAAUCAAUGCUCAACCUUGGGGUUCUGGAGGGGACAAGAGAGAACUGUGGAAUGGUGGAUAUACUGUCGAAGUCAAGCCUGAUACGAAAGUAGCAGAGAAAGGUUCAGACAGGGUCUGGAAAGUGCUGAGUAAGCCAUUGGAAGGGAAAGGAGACAACGGUGAAGUAAUUGAACGACGAAAUCCAUUAGCAUUAGCUCAUUUUGCGAAUCACCCUUCAAAAGGAGUGCUACCGAAUGUCAUGAUUUGCCCCUACGACUUUCCAUUGACUGAAAACAACUUGAGAGUUUACAUCCCAAAUAUAUUGUUCGGAAAUGCAGAGGUGAAAAUGAGGAGAUUUGGCAGCUUUUGGUUCAAAUCUGGAGGGUCAAAGAAUAGCGGAUCGAAUGUUCCAACACUAAAGUCUCUUGUCUUAGUAGCUACUAGAGCCAUUCAAGACGAGGAACUUCUUCUGAACUACAGGCUGAGCAACACUAAGAGGAGGCCGGAAUGGUAUGCUCCGGUGGAUGAAGAAGAGGAUAGGAGAAGAUGGAGCUAG
Lathyrus sativus (Indian pea) is the source of this 1203-nucleotide messenger RNA. The record is from the annotation of a GenBank genome assembly. NCBI's taxonomy places the organism in Eukaryota, Viridiplantae, Streptophyta, Magnoliopsida, Fabales, Fabaceae.